UGGGCCCUGAUUUGGGCUUAAAUGCCAUAGUUUUCAUAUCGUGCUCUGCGUAUCUUGUCUGUUCUGGACCAGGUAAGUAGCUUCCAGAUAUUUUUUUCCGACAGCAUUCUUUGCAUUGAUUCGCAUUUGAUUUCAUUCAUCGUCACACUGUAUGAAAAAAAGGGAUGCUCCCCAAUAGGGCACUUACAAUUAACAAAAUGGGAUACAUAGAUUCAUUUACACUAGUAACUAUAGUUUUAUAAUAAUAAAGAGUUUUAAAAAAUCCGUCCCAUUCAAGAUAAGGGCUACUUAUUAGGGAAAAGGAUCCAUAACCAAAAACACCACCAAACAUCAACAACAAAAACAACAACAACAUCAACAAUAACAACGCGAUAGUCCAUAAAAUUUAAAUAAUAAAUUCAUUCCUUCUUCUUCAUCUAUAUGUUGAGGGUCCACGAUCAAUGGAAUGAUUUCAUUCUAACUCCUAUUUAUGUAGAAGAGGUUCGCGAUGUUUCUGCCCUUGGUUUUGAAGAGGAUACUUCACUAGUUGCACUGGUCACCAAUGGCGAGUUUGACCACUUAUAUCUAUGGAGUUAAUGUAAAGUGUUUCAUUGUGACAAAGUGUUAAGAACAAAAGUCGGACGAAUCUGGCCCUGCUGUUUAAAACUUUGUUUUUAUUUAAUUUUCUGAUUACUUAAAUGUCGGUGUUCAGUACUUCUGUUUUUAAGCAGUUAUUUUGGAAUUAUAUCUUAAUGCUAUGGAAGAGUUUAAACAGCUUUAAUAAGUCUUAAUGCUAUGGAAGAGUUUUGAACAGCUUUAAUAAGUCUUAAUGCUAUGGAAGAGUUUGAACAGCUUUAAUAAGUAUUAAUGCUAUGCAAGAGUUUAAACAGCUUUAAUAAGUCUUAAUGCUAUGGAAGAGUUUGAAAAACUUAAAUAAGUCUUAAUGCUAUGCAAGAGUUUGAACAACUUUAAUAAGUCUCAAUGCUUUGCAAGAGUUUGAACAGCUUUAAUAAGUCUUAAUGCUAUGCAAGAGUUUGAACAGCUUUAAUAAGUCUUAAUGAUAUGCAAUAGUUUGAACAACUUUAAUAAGUCUUAAUGAUAUGGAAGAGUUUGAACAACUUUAAUAAGUCUCAAUGCUAUGCAAGAGUUUGAACAGCUUUAAUAAGUCUUAAUGCUAUCCAAGAGUUUGAACAGCUUUAAUAAGUCUUAAUGAUAUGCAAUAGUUUGAACAGCUUUAAUAAGUCUUAAUGCUAUGGAAGAGUUUGAACAGCUUUAAUAAGUCUUAAUGCUAUGAAAGAGUUUGAACAGCUUUCUUUUCAUAAAGCCAUGUAUUAUUUUUUCUCAGAUGUCUGGUAACUAAAUAACUUUAGUUGAAUGAAGAAUGUAUGAAAGCUUUUCUAUUGUAAGCAAUUUUGUUUUACAAAAUUCAGCUCAUAUUCUAAAUGUUAAAAAUCCAGAGAAAACAUAUCUUAAUUUCAUUACAUUUCGUGAAUAAAUUUCAUUUAAAUAAUUUCACUUUAAAAAGCUUUUGUCAUAUUUUAUGUAAUAAAAAAAUAAAAUAACAUCUAAUAUUGCUUAAGAUAGAGGUUGGAAACAAUUUUCCUUGUUAAAUUAAUUAAUUGUGUAUAGAGAUAAAAUGUGGUUCCAAAUGAUGCUCAUUUGUUUAGGGUAUCAUAGCAUCAUCAUCUGUUUUGGGGUUCAUAGCUUUAAAAAAUAAUUAAACUGUUUUGAACAUGUCCAGUAGUUUUUUUGUUUUUUUUACUUUCCCUCUAAACAGAAAAACAACAAGAACAUUUUCUUAAUAAAUUAUUUACAAGAGCAUCAACCCCGCCCUCUGCUCCCUACCCCCCCCCCUCUUCUCUUGCCUUUCAACUCUAACUCUGCCGUCUCAGAUGACAUUCCCACCUCUUCCCUUGCCUUCCAACCCUAACCCACCGUCUCAGAUGACAUUUCCACCUCUUUACUUGCCUUCCAGCCCUAACCCACCGUCUCAGAUGACAUUCCCACAUCUUCCCUUGCCUUUCAACUCUAACCCACCGUCUCAGAUGACAUUGCCACCUCUUCCCUUGCCUUUCAACUGUAACCCACCGUCUCAGAUGACAUUGCCACCUCUUCCCUUGCCUUUCAAUCCUAACCCACCAACUCAGAUGACAUUCCCCCCUCUUCCCUUGCCUUUCAACCCUAACCCACCAUCUCAGAUGACAUUCCCCCCUCUUCCCUUGCCUUUCAACCCUAACCCACCGCCUCAGAUGACAUUCCCAUCUCUUCCCUUGCCUUUCAACUCUAACCCACCGUCUCAGAUGACAUUGCCACCUCUUGCCUUGCCUUUCAACUCUAACCCACCGUCUCAGAUGACAUCCCCACCUCUUCCCUUGCCUUUCAACUCUAACCCACCGUCUCAGAUGACAUUCCCACCUCUUCCCUUGCCUUUCAAACCUAUCCCCACCGCCUCACACGUCAAUCCCACCUCUUUCCCCUUCCCUUCCAUACCACCUCCCAUUCUACAACGCCGAGGAUCCCUGGGACCAUUUCCUCAAAGACUCUAACACAUUAGCGCUUUAAACCCUACGAUUAUGAUAAUAUACACGUUUUGAGCAUCUUUGAGCACAUUUUAAGUUUGCGUGUUUAAAAGAGCUGCCCCAUUUAAGGUUCUGGAGUACUCAGCAUUUCCUUUGAUAUUAGCGAUGGUUAUAAGGGACAUACUUUCUAAAUCUAGGACACACGUUUUCAUCUUAGGCUUUUUUUUGUUGAAUAUGCGGCUCGAUCACGUAUUAAGGAAAAUAACUGUAUGAUAACGAAAAGAAGAAGAAAACAACAACAUAUCUAUAAAUGUGUUAAAAUCCAUAAGGAAUUAAUUUGAUUGACUAGUAAUUAUAAAAAUGUUGAAAUGGCUACUUAAAAUAGAGAUGUAGUCGAUGGCCUGUAAAUCGAGUGGCACUUUAGUCCAAUGUUUGAUUGGUGAAUUAAUUAGGAGUUUUUGUUUUAUUUUGUUUAUUUUUUUUAAAUAUCCAUUUUUUGGCGAAGCACAUGUAAACGGACAUAUUCAGAUGACUGAUUUGAAAGUUGAUUGAUACAUGAGAAGGAGAUUUAAGAAAUUAAUAAGCGUUAAUUUAUUAACGGUCAACAAAUAAUGAAGUUAAAGGAUAUUAACAUUUAAAGGUAUUGACUGAGUUGGAAAAAAAAAAUGUUUAAGAGCACUUUUUGAAGAGAGGAAAUGGGGGCGUCUUAAAGUAUGAUUAAAGAAGUAAUAUUUAUUUUUGAACUACACACACUUAUGUUGUUUACUCAUAAGAUCCUUACACGCGAUUAAAUACAUACGCAAAAAAAAAAGAACAUCCGUUUUCCGAAGAAGUGCGGUUUCAUGAACACAAUCUAAUGGUCUCGAAAUGUUAGGCCAUGUGUCUGAGUGCUUUGCUGCUUUAACACGCAUACUUCGCUUUCUUACGCUUUGUAAGCCCAGUGAACAUCAGUCGAUAGCAGGACCGCUGCACGGUCGGGGGGAAAGCCGCCCCCCCCCCUCCAAGGCUGAUGAAGGAAGAUGAUAGCCGAGCCAGGGCUCAUCGACCGGUGUCAACCACUGUAGAAAUGUUCUGACCGGCUCAUCCAGCCCCAGGCAACCCGGGCUAUUUGUUGGCGUCAUCAAGGUCACUUAUCAAAGCCCAAGUACCUGGCAGAAAAGGUGUGGGUGGGGGGGGUGUGGGUGUUGUUUAGAUCUGUGUAUUAGGGUAAUAGCGGGUUGUGAUCAAUGAGAACACUUUUGACCAACUAACGAUUCGGAAACGGAAUUUAAUUAUACAUAGUUUUAAUCUUCUAUAAGGUCCGAACGUCAGCAAUGGGGAGGUAGCACACACACAAAAAUCCAUGGGGAAAUGGAUCUGGGGCUGUGAAAAUGGGACGGUGGAGAUGAAAGUGGGGAAGUGGAACUGGGAUUAUGGGACGGUGGACAUGGAACUGGGCAAAUGGAACUGGGGAUUGGGACUGGACGAGGGAACAACUGAAAAUUCAAUAUUCCAAAACUGUAAUCAAUCGAUACCAUAAAAAAUAACUAAUUUACAUAUUUUUCUGUUUUGAUGUGUACGGGAGGCGACUACAAAACGUAUUUUUGAUUGCUGCUGCUUUUUGUAAUAUUUCACGUAACAAUCUUUGUAUACAUGGUGGACACACAUAGAGAUAUAAACGAACAAUAAUAAACAUAAUAAUUGGUGGUUACUUACUGUGUCUACAAGAUAAAAAUAAAAACCCUCCUCAACCCAAUCUCCCCAGAACUAUAACAAACAAACAAAAAGAAAAACAGAAAAAAAUCACAACAUUAAUCAGGCCCUAAAUAUAAAUAAGUACAAAAUAAACUGAAUUGGAUGUUCAUUGCACUGGUUUUUAUGAGACAUAAUGAAAUGUAUGAUUUAUUAAAAAAAAAAGAUAGAAUAUAUUUAAUGUUGAGUGCUUAUGCUAGAGCUAAAUGAAAACAAUCUCCGAGGACCGAUAUCCCAUUUCCACCACCACGUUCCUAAAAGUCAUAUCCGAAGUCUAUUCUAUAGCGCCACGGCCGCAAUAAAUCCAUCAGCUCACACAAACAGAGGACCGCCAAGUCUCUGACAGACGCGGCCAUAAAUUGGUUUAGCCAACACAUUUUGUAGAUGAUUUGAUUAGGUUGACAGUCGAAAUAAGUGGCUUGAUCAGGGGCCGGGUUAAGUGUAUAUGCUUGAGAGGCACAGCUGAUGUCAGGGGGAGCUUAGAAUGGGAAGAGCAAACAGGGACGUCGUCUUAGGGGGAGGGGAAACGGGGCUUGGAGGGCAGUUGCUGCGAGCACGUCUUAUUUGCAGAAAUAUUUAUUAACUGGAGAUGUCUGUUUUGUGUGUGUAUAUAUUUUCUCGUGGGCCAGAAUCUUUAUCAGUACGAAACCAAACUAAUAAGAAAAACCAUUUUUAAACGGAAUGACAAAAAUCUUAUGGGGAUCGUUUUCAUAAUGAUUUAACUGGGAUUAAAAAAAAAAAAAAAAUAAAAAAAAAACAAUACUAAAAAUAAAAACUUUAUCAGUACGAAACCAAACUAAUAAGAAAAACCAUUUUUAAACGGAAUGACAAAAAUCUUAUGGGGAUCGUUUUCAUAAUGAUUUAACUGGGAUUAAAAAAAAAAAAAAAAUGAAGAACUCACAGUGCUAAAAAUUAAAUGUUUUGUAUCCAUAAACUAAUUUCCCUCUUGCAUUCUCAUCAUGUAAUACAAAUAACACGAAGCAUGUUUCCUGUGGAAUCUGUUAUUUAAUGCUGAUGACAAAAACGUUUAAUUUGGUAAAAUGCUUGUAAUAAAAUGAAACAGUCCCGAGUGGACCCAGAUAACGCAAUCAUUCUCUUAUUUAAAAGCACACAAUCAUUACAAACUUAUUAUAGAUUAAAAUAUUUAAACAUUAAAAAAUAAAAAUUCAAUCACUUCCCUAUCAUCAUACAUGUUCAACUUAUGUUAACGAACAGAAGGUUCUAAAACAAGCUGGGUGCAAGCUCAAAAAGGGGCAAAAAAAAAAAAACCCAUCACAAUUCAAAUUUACGUUUCGGUUAUAUGCCUUCUUUAGCAGACAAAACAAGGAACAACAAUAAAUAAAGAAAAUAAAAAAAGAAAAAAAAAAAAAAAAAAAAAAAAAAAAAAAAAAAAAAAAAAAAAAAAAAUAUAUAUAUAUAUAUAUAUAUAUAUAUAUAUAUAUAUAUAUAUAUAUAUAUAUAUAUAUAUUCUUUUCAUUUAUAAAUAUUUACACUAAUCAGUGCUAUGUCAAGUUAUUUGACGUUUACAGGUAGAAUUAUAAUAAAAAGAAAUUAAUUUUGCUUAAUUUCUCCUUUCUGAAUAUGUCAUUAUCAAAUAGACAGUACCACAACACCCCACACUGAUCCACCUCCAACCUCACCUCUACUCCCUUGUGUGCAGUUCCAACACGUUUCCCACUGAUCACCCCACCCCUCCUCUACUCCCUUGUGUGCAGUCACAUAACAUGUCCCACUGAUCCACCUCCAACUCCACCACUACUCCCUUGUGUGCAGUCCCACAACAUGUCCCACUUAUCCACCCCCAGCCCCACCACUACUCCCUUGUAUGCAGUCCCACAACAUGUCCCACUUAUCCACCCCCAACCCCACCACUACUCCCUUGUGUGCAGUCCCACAACAUGUCCCACUUAUCCACCCCCAACCCCACCACUACUCUCUUGUAUGCAGAACUGAAUACAUUACGAAGCUAAACGGGAUCUUCAAUCCAAAUAGCAAUCCAUUUUUUUUUUAUUUUCCAUCUCUCUCCGAGAACCUGUAAUCAUUGUUGUAAUUACUCUGGUCGUCGCUUAACUGGGGUCAAAAGAAAACACUAACAUCUGCCACGGUUUAAAUUAACAUGCAGUUUAACAGAUGUGACGUCUUUCCCAAAACCUCUUUGUAUGGAGAUGUGAUGCAUGUCAUGAAUACAUUUACCACAGUUUUCUCAUUCACUUACAACAUUACAUUUACCGUAGUUUUUUCAUUCGCUUAUAACAUUACAUUCACCAGUUUUCUCAUUCACUUACAACAUUACAUUCACCAGUUUUCUCAUUCACUUACAACAUUACAUUUACCAGUUUGUUUAUUCAAUUAUAACCAUUAAAUGUACCACAGUUUUCUCAUUUACUUACAUACUUUUUUUUCCAUAUUCCUUUUUUUUAUCUUUAUCUUUUUCAUGACAUUUACAGUUUUUUCCUCUCACUCACUUCUUUCGUGUUAUUUAACAAAUCUUAUAAAGAUAAACAUUUUACUUUUUAAAAAAAUAAUCACUCUGUAAUAAUAACUUCCAAGUUGAUCUUGUCCGCCCCGCUCUCAUUGCGCACCGGGAUGCUCUCUCAUUUGCUGCUUCCCCCGUCGGGCUAUAUGAUAACUUAACGGUUUAUUACGACUCUAUGAUAACGCAGUGUCAUGUUAGGAGCUUGUAGACAGCUAACAUCAAACGAAACCCUCAAAAAACAAAAGGGACUACGCCUCUGCGGAACGGAGAAAAACAAUAAAGGUGUUUGAGGUGCAAUGAGGUCCUAUCAAACUUUAAAUAGCUGUCUUCUUUAUAGAGCACAAUAUCAAAUAUCUAUGCAUAUAUGCGUCUGUGUAUGUAUAUAUGUAUUUCAUACAUUGAAAAUACCAACGCCUUGAAACUACAGCGCGAUAAUAAAAUUGGCAUGUCAUGUUCCAGAGAUCCCUAUACGAGGAAAUUGAGAAAUUUGUGCGAUUUAAAAAAAAAAAAUCAACACCGCAGCCACAAUGACAUGAGAAGAACCUGGACAUGUGGGAGGUGGCAUGUCGAGGCCGAGACAUGAUCACGUUGAUGUGCACAACCCCCCCCCGCCCCCCUUCCCCCACCCUUUCCGGGGUCGUCGGAGUUGUUAAACACAAUGAUUGGGAUUGAAGCGUGUGCAUUGCCAAGAGAAUAAUGUGCUAGGCACGCGCUGAUGUGUUUGUUGUUUCCCUGCGUACACCAUUGAAGUCCAUUCGUUUUCAAACAUUAGUUGUUUUUAUUUAUUUAAAACAGUGGAUCCAAAAUUGGUGGUGGUUUUGCCCAGAAGAGGGAAAAAGGUGGUGGGGGUGGGGUUGAAAAGCUUCGAAGAUUCUAGGGAGCGCUGGGGGGAUUACAUUAGAAAUUUAAAAAAAAAAAAUAAAUAAACCAAAAUUAUAAAUUUGAAAUGAUGCUAAUGACAUAUAUUUGGUUUUCAUUGUUAGUAACAAAGAAGAGCCAGUUUAUAGAGAUAUUUAUUGCUGCACACAACGAAGAGAAGAAAAAAAGAGAGUCUUUUAUCUAUUUUUAAAACAGAGUACAUGUACAAAGGUUUUACGCGACUAGAGUAGAUGUAUAGAUUUAGUAUCGCGUGUAAGACCUCGUCCUUGUCUGGUCUUGCCUUGUCGUAAAUUACUUCGAUAAAUCAAUGGCUGUGUUGUAGAACUUCCUCACGAUUUCGAGUGCUAAAAUAAAGAUUGCCAUGUGGCUACUUGCACCCGGAAACCAGAAGUGAGAGGUUGGGAUUACAAUUUUUAAAAAUUUUAUUGUUGGGUUUGUAAGACAAAAUGCGGUAUCAAAUGAAAGAUAGUUAAAUGGACUAUAUAUUUAUAAACUUAAUUCUUUAGUUUAACUAAAAUAAACUACCACAAAUGACAUCUGAAUAGCACUGAGUCAAAAUGGACCCAGUCACGCAGCGCCGCCAUUCGCACUCGGGUACCAUUAGACUCAAAGGGAGAUCACAAAUGCCAUGAUAAUCACAUAUACAAUCAUAGAUCACAAAUAAAAUGGGAGAUCACAAAUACAAUGGGGGAUCACAAAUACACUAGGAGAUAACAAAUACAAUGGGAGAUAACAAAUACAAUGGGAGAUCACAAAUACAGUGGGAGAACAUAAAUACAAUGGGAGAUCAUAAAUGCAAUGGGAGAUCACAAACGAAGUGUGAGAUCACAAAUACAGUCCUAGUCACAAAUACAGUCUGAGUCACAAAUGCAAUGUGACAUGACUAAUUAAUUUAAUAAGAAAUUGGAUGUUCGUGCACAUAGAUUUUAUUUUAGGCUCCGAGUUAGAUAGCUUCAGCCUCAAAGUCUCAGUAAAUUCGCAUUCAGCUGAAUUUGAAGAUGGAAACGGUGACAAUAGCUGUCUCGUACGUUUAGUAAAAUUACGGUACUUGAUUUCCGUUUCCCUACAAAGACAUGUCAUCACUCCAUUGAUAUUUAAAAAAAGUAUUAACAGACUGAUCAUUUUGCAAUUCUGCAAUUCUUCUUGAUAUUGCAUGUUUAAUAUGUUUGGACGGCGGAGCAUCAAAUAAUAAAAAUGUAAACGGCGACAUCUUUGUCAACUUCCAUGUCCGUCCGAUGUUUAUCAUAUAAAAUUUGAACAAUUAUCUUGAAUAUUUAAAUGCAUGCUUUUUAUAGAGCUCUUAUCUGAGGGAUAAAUGCAUGGGUCCCUUUUUGAAUGUGUUCCUUUCGAGGAUCCUAAUUUAUUUAAAUUGAUAAAUUGCCAGAGCUUUGAUAUUCGUGAAUAUGUUUUUUUUAAUGAGACAUCUUAAAAAAGUGCCUUUGGUCUUUAAAUCAUAUUUUUAAAAAAAAUCUUGUUCCAUUCAAAUGUAAAAGAAUUUUAUAAACUGGAUUUUUUUCCAAUAAAUGUUUAACUAUUUUGAUUGGAAUGUCGGCUAAGUGAUUCUGACAGGGUCCUAAACUGACGCAAACUCUAAUUGCCAUGUAGUAAAAUCUUUCGUUUGCAAACCCGAGAAUCUCCGGGUAUGUCGGCUAGUAUGAUAUAUUGUUAUCAUUGACAGAAUGAUUUGUUCAGCAAAUUUCAAUGUUAACAAGUUUAGGACCAUUGCUCAACAUCGCGAAUAGUUGCAAGAAUGUCAUUAUUGAUAUUUUGACAAUAGAAGUGACAGUAAUUUCAUUUCCGUACGGCCAAUUUUCAUGUAGACCAUGUCAAGUAGUUUAUCUUAUUUGCCCAGCGAAGAGAAUUAUGUGGUUUUUAAAAAAAAAAUCAUUACAGCUGAAUCAAGAUGGUUUUCAAGUUAGGCACAAAAAGCGUUAUUUUUAUAUCCUGUCUUUCUGUCUUUUAAAAUUAUUCCAUUUUCAAAUAAUUAGUAUUUGAUGAUAAAAUAAUAUUACAAACUGUUUUUAUUAGUUCCGCCGGAACACAUUAAUUAAUGUAUUACUCUCCAGGCAAACCCUUAAAUAAUUUAAUGUUAUGUGACUGUAAUUUAAUAGAUCUUUACGAUAUUGAAAUAAUGUAGUGACCCCCAAAUGUUACGAACUGCUUAUAGGGUAUAAGCAGCUCAGUGGCUUCAUCACGUCUAGGGGCAGUUAUUAAACAAAACAAUGAUCUAUAUGACACAUGGUUCUUUUAAUUAAAAAAAGAGCGUGUCUUCUUUCACCCUCACUCUCUCUCUCUCUCUCUCUCUCUCUCUCUCUCUCUGCAACUCCAAUACCACUACUAACCAUAACAACCAGCAACGUCAACACCUAUACCCAAAUACGUCACGAAUACAAAGCGCAUAGCAACAACUACACAGAUACUCUCUACACCAAAACACGCAGCCACAAAACACGAGCAAAACAUUAACAUAUAAUACUGUAUGGCAGUUUGGAAAGUCACACCUUUAUGGCGAAUUGGUCUUGUUGAAAUUUGUAUGAUAAUUCACUUAAAAUAAUGAAACUUUAUAAACUUAUGCACUUAUUGUAUUUAUUUACAUGUGGUAAAUUAAUAAUUUAUUCCCACUUACAUUUAAUCUUCCAUAUUUUUUUAAAUGUUGAACAUUAUUAAAAAUGUUCUUUUAUUAAAACACACCAAAAAAAAAAAGAUAAAAAACUGUAUUUUAGUUAUCAAAGGAUCAGUAGAGAAGACCCUCAUCAGAGACUUACUUACAAGAUACGACAUAGUAGGCAAGCCUGGGCGGCCUGUGGUCCACCCCACGGACACGAUCAUGGUCAACUUUAGUUUGUCACUCAUACAAAUACUGGACGUGGAUGAGAAGAACCAGGUCCUAAAGACAAACAUUUGGUAUCAUUACGUAAGUAUAAAUGGUUGUAUUAUUUAUUAGAUAUAUAUAUGCUGCCCUCUCGGAUAUUAUUUCUCAGCUAAGUACUCUUUUAAAAAAGUAUUCUGUUUUUUUCUGUUGUUUGAUCGCUGACGAAGGCUUCCUGCCGACAUGUGCGUUGUUUUGUUGCGUUACUUUUUCUGAUUUGACCAUACUUUGUUUUAACCCUUUCCUUUUUUUGUAAUACAUAAAAUAUAACCUAUAACGGCACUUGAUACACGAUGCUUGAGCUUUAACUAUACUUUAAUUACUUGACAUUUCAAACACUGCGAGGUGAAUCACUAAAUAUUUUUUUUUUCCUUUAAAAAGAAAAUCUAUUUAAUUACAUUAAAAAAAAAACUGACAUUAUUGACGUUCCUAAGUUUGAUUAUCUUUGAAAUGACAAACAAUUUUUUCCCCCUCACCAUUCUCUAGCGAUGGCGUGACAUUCUUCUGCAGUGGCAUCCACAUCUCCAUGACAACAUUACCAGCGUCCGCGUGCCUUCUGAUAAAAUCUGGUUACCUGACAUACUGCUCUAUAAUUUGUAAGUACAGCAAAGUGCCAAAUCCAGCAAUUUCGACUUAACAACGCCAAUACAUAACUAGAGUAGGCAUUCACAUUAACUAUUUGGCAACAGUGUUUUUUUUUAAUUUUUUUUUUUUUCAUCAAGUCAUAUUUUCUUAUCAUGAAUCACAUUUUCUUAUCAUCAUUCAUAGUUUCUUGCCAUGAGUCAUAUUUCCUUAUCAUCAGUUUUACUUUCUUAUCAUCAAUUAUGUUUUUUUUUUCCAAAUGAGCCUCAGCCACGUUUACUUUUCUUUGUUAAUUAAGUUCUCCAGAAGUCCUCUAUCACACACGAUUUGCAACCAAAAACAAAAACAAAAAAAAGAAUUAAAAAAUCUUAAUCAGAAAUGUGUUUUCCUGUCACCGUGCAACUUCAAGAGACGAUAGUUGAAUUUCGCUGGAGACAUUUCUUACGAUACCCUGAAGUCUCUUUGUAUGGAGAGUCGGCUGUUUCCCCUUUAGUAGCUACACCCCCCGCCCCCGACUCACCCCGCUGAUAAUUUUAAAAAAAAAAAAUUGCGAAUUUGAGAUAGUCGAUCAGCCUGACACAAGCGUCGUCACGAUAUGCCUGGAAUGUUCAUUGAUUACAAAUGUCAUACCGGCCAAGGCCUCAAGCUCUUGAUUUUUCUUUUUUUUUUCUCUCGUAGCUCAUAACAAUAUUGUUUACACCCGCAAGGCAGCUUCGUGUGGAGUUGAAUUUUUCCUUAUCGGGGAUAAAACUCAAUCCAAUUUUAAUGAGUCCCAUCUGGAAGUGUAUUGUUUGUAUUCCAGCACAUGUCUUGAUGUAGAUAUACAGUAUCACACACAUGCUGGCUGGUCGUCUACGGCAUCCUGAUCUAUAUCUAGUCGUCUUGAAUAAAUCUUGUCAUUGGAUCGAGCAGGCAAUGACGAGAAGGUGAGGCUGACGAACUGACCAACUCUCCCCCAAUUUAAACAAAAUACAGCUCAGUUCCAGCCUACUAAUCAAUUCAAAGCAUCGCCUUGGUCAUCAGCGUAUGCGAAGGACGAGCAACACAUAUACCUCAUCAUACACCAAACCAAGCCAGCCCAUAUUACUGACGAUGUAUGAAAAGUUUUCACUUCAAUUUCAGCAAAUUUUAAAAUUCACCUGGGAUGCAAAACGAAUGUUUUUACUAGAAGUAUUUUUAAAAAAAUACCAUUGAACUGCUCUUGUGAAGACAUUUUUGUGGUAAAAACUCUUUGUUGUUGUCUGGACGGUGUACAUUUAAUGCGUCCAUCAAUGGCAAAAGAAAAAUGAGCAGCAUUCCAGAAUAAUAUGAUCUACAAUUAAAAAUUGAUUUUUUUCCCCCUCUGGGUUAUCUUAUAUCCAUUGAGGAUACAACAUCCAGGAAAGUAAUACGUCAUGAUGAUCUAAAGAAAGAGGACAUAGCGUGAAAUCUAAAUAAUUGAACACAUUAGUGUAACGGCAAAUCAGUAUAAUUUUAAGCUCAUGACAUUCCAGAUUUUAAUUAGUGCUAGACGUAAAAAUUUUUAAUAUUACUUAAAUUUUGUAUUGUGAUUUGGCUUAAUAAGCAUUACAGGAUGCUAAGACUCGUCGUUUUAAAAAGAUACGCCAUCAUAACCAAGUACCUCCUACAAGCUGCUACAAGAAAAACGGUUUCUGUCAGAUGACAACCAAUGGAAACCUUCUACGUCCACCUGGGACUAAACUUGACGGGUUGCGGCAACGACAUAGCUCUAAUCAUUUCUGCUUCUUCAAGCUUAAAUAUUUAAUUUGCUUUGGGCCUUUAUCCAUUUCUCGUGUUCCAUGGUUAAAGUUUAAAGAGGGCUGUAGAAGAAAAAAAUGUUGACCUUAUUUCAGAAGCGUAUUCUCAAAAUCUUCAAGUCAAACAUAAAUUAAAUUUCCAACAGCUUUAUAUCGUUGUGCUGUGUGUAAGGCCGAAUGUGUUCUAGACUCUGUUAUAUAACAGACGGGAUUGCAAAGAAACCUUACAUACUUUACCUUAGCACUGACAUACACAAAUUGCUUUUAUGACAUUUAGAAGAAAAUAACAGAAACAGACGAAAUACCAUCAUUGAAAUCCUACAUAAAUAAGUAUGUAUAUUUCAAAAGCCUUCAACAAUUUUUUAAAUAACACCCACACACAAAAAAAAAAGCUUUUGCACCCUGAGAUUUUUACACUAUAUUUACGGUGCUUGAUUACCACAUUUAAAAAUGUAUUUAAAUGUCCCAACUUGACACUUUCUGACACAAUCUGAAAAGCUCGUGCAUUAAUUUCAAACCUUAACAUUGCUUAAAAUUUGUUUUUCGAACUUCGUUCACACCGUAUUUAAAAAGAUAUACACAAGGAAAAAAACGACGCAACAAUCAACUGAUACCAAAGGGCUACAGUAUAUCUCGGCAGAUCUCGUUACCCCCGGGCCGCGAUCUUGACACGCCAGUUUCCGCGCUUAAUCCGGGCAACUCGUCAAGUUGGUCCUGGCUUUCCAAUGAGGGUUGUCCAAGGGCCGUGUUACGGAUAGCCCAACUUUCUCUCUCCUCCCCCCCCCCCCAAACCAACUGUUUUAUCCAACUAACUGACCUUUAAUUCCCCCCGGGCCGCGAUCUUGACCCGCCCGUUUCCGCGCUUAAUCCGGGCAACUCGUCAAGUUGGUCCUGGCUUUCCAAUGAGGGUUGUCCAAGGGCCGUGUUACGGAUAGCCCAACUUUCUCUCUCCCCCCCCCCCCCCCAAACCAACUGUUUUAUCCAACUAACUGACCUUUAGAAUGAAUUUCUCUUAUCCGCUCUACGGCCAGCGUGGUGUCGCGAAUUCGAUUAGAAGAAAAUGAGUUGGACUAUCUCGUCCUUCCCCCCCUGGCCCCGCAGUCACUGUAAUGUACAAACACAGGCUUGAGACAUCCCGGCCGUCUUGUAUUGACAAAACAGAAUUACUUUUCUCACAGAGAUUACCCGAAAUUAAAUCUCUGUUUUCCUGAUUUAACAGAAGAUUGCGAGGAGAGGUUUUGGGUAAAAUUUACUGAAGGUUAGAAUGUGUUGAAGGAAUAUACUUCUAGAUCUAGUUAAAAUACAUACUCACACAUCUAAGUUGAAUGAAACCAUACACAACUAUCUCGUAUGGUGGCACACUAGAUCCUCGUUAACAAGUUUAAUUUUCAAUUAAAAUAACAUGUAUUUUUAGGUAUUGGAAAUAUAACAAUGUUGCCACCUUGCCACCAAUUGUAAAAAAAAAAUCAUUUUUGGUGCAAAUUUAUGAUGGCUUCGAGAAAAAAAAAACAUAUCAGUGGUACUAAAAUGUACCUCAAGUAUUUGACAACAUGCUAUUUCUGGAAUGAAAUAUUUAUUUAAUCUCCCAAUGCAAACAGAUCUUUGAUGUUGUUGAUGCCUUCUGCCACGCACUAAUAUCAACCGUCCAAAGUAAAUUGCUUCUUGAAAAAUUGACACAAAGUGAAAAAAAAAAAGUUUUUAUUUUCCUCAUGAACGUCACCAGAUUACAUUUAAAGGAAACUCUGGCCUAGACUAUUUUCAAGAUACGAUAGCAACAUAUCCCAUCGUUUCAGUGCAGACGACCGCCUCUCAGAACAACGUGAGGCACUGGUGGUCGUGGAACACACGGGUGACCUGCUGUGGAUGCCCCAGGCCAUCUUGAACAGCUCGUGCGGGUUCGACACGCUCUUCUUUCCCUUUGAUGAGCAGACGUGUCAGCUCAAAUUCGGCUCCUGGACCUACAAUGGCAACAUGCUGGAUAUUGAUUUCAUAGGUAACUAGGAUAAUGCGUUAGAUAUUGAUUUCAUAGUAACCGCUUCAACAUGCUAGAUAUUAGUGUCAUCUGUAGACAGCACACAAUGCUCUAUGUUGAUUUCAUAGGUAAAUUCUUAAACAUGCUAGAUAUUGAUGUCCUCUGUAGACAGUACACAAUGCUCUAUGUUGAUUUCAUAAGUAAAUGCUUAAACAUGCUAGAUAUUGGUGUCAUCUGUAGACAGCACACAAUGCUCUAUGUUGAUUUCAUAGGUAAAUUCUUAAACAUGCUAGAUAUUGGUGUCCUCUGUAGACAGUACACAAUGCUCUAUGUUGAUUUCAUAGGUAAAUGCUUAAACAUGCUAGAUAUUGGUGUCCUCUGUAGACAGUACACCAUGCUCUAUGUUGAUUUCAUAGGUAAAUGCUUAAACAUGCUAGAUAUUUGUGUCAUAUGUAGCCAAGGAGUACAACGCGGAAGGUAUUGAUUUCAUAUGUAGCCAGGUUGUUCAACAUGGUAGGUAUCGGUUUCAUAUGUAGCUAAUUAGUACACCUUGAAAGCUAUUGAUUUCAUAUGUAGCCAAGUAGUAAAACAUGGAAGGCAUUAAUUUCAUGUGUAACUAGAACAUCAUAUUCUACGACGACUGCCUAAGUAACUACUUCAACAUGCUAGAUAUUAAUGUAUUAGGUAACUAAUACAGCGGCAUGAUGCUUAAUAUUGAUAUAUAGCUAACUAAAAUGUGCUAACUAAAUUUGAGUUAGGAAUUCUUUUUAGGCUAUAAAAUUCAAGCAUAAUAAGUUCCUUACGUGUUAAUGAGAUCUAAUAGAUUUUGAGAGUUAUUGCUCUCCAGUUAUAUGAAAUAGGAUUAUAAGAGGGCAAACAAAAACAGUUUCUUGUACUGUCUUCAAUGUAAAAUGGAGUCAGACAAUGUAUUUAAAUAAAUGAAUGAAAUAGUGAAACGAGGUAUGUGGAAGCUUGAAAUAAGGUAACAGGACAAAAAACAAGGACGUUUCGGCAUAAAGCCUUCCUCAGCCAACAAUAGAAAUGAAAAUAUAACAAAGAAAAGAACACAGUAGAAAACUCAAGCAGUAUUCAUUCGUCUCUCCGGAAGUGGGAAAACAGGAAGCGAGAGAAUAUAAAUAUUGACACUGUGAAAAAUAAAGUCCACAAUAAAGCCUUUAAAAACCCCACCAAGCCAGGACUAUCAAAAUUGUUAAGAUUAUGUACAAAGUAAACAAAACACAUCUCUAUUUAUUUGAAUCAAUAACAAAUCUUAUCAAAAUUAUUUUGGGUUUAUUUUAAAGUAAAACUUUAAAACUUUUAUUUCUCCUUUUUUAAAAAAAAAAAAGCUAAUUAAAAGGUAAGAUAUUUAAUAUAGGUGUCUUAACGGAUGAGCUUUUUCAUUCUUCAGGUUUACGCGUAUUUUUUUUUUCGUGUGUCCAGGGGAAGUCCGCGAGAUGGACCUGAGUGACUACAUGCAGUCCAACGAAUGGAGUGUCCUAGAGAAUAGCGCUGUCAAGAACAUCAAAUAUUAUACAUGCUGCCCUGAGCCUUAUCCUGACAUGACUUUCACGUACGUAACAACCCUGGCAGAGCUUCUUAAAUAAUUGAUAUCUUCACGUUUUAUUAAACUUUAAUACUUUCAAUAACAUUAUUUAAAUAAAAUAACAACUAUGUCUUAUUUUUACCUUGCAGCAUCUUUGAGUGGUGUUUAUAGGGUAAAGGAAUCGUGUAAAAAUGUUGAUUUUUUUUUGUGGUGUUAGGAAAAUCGACCCUGGAAAAAAAACAACACAAUAAAUAUUUUAUAUUACAGACUGCGGUUGAAGAGAAGAGUCGCAUUCUACACUUUUAUUUUAAUCCUGCCAUGUGGCUUGCUUUCACUGCUGACGUUAGUUAUAUUCUGGGUACCUCCAGAGUCUCCUGCAAAGCUACAGCUUGGUAAGAAUAGUGUUGGCCAGUGGUCGGCCACAAAUCGGUUCUGAAUCCUGAAAAAAAAAACAUGGUUCAUGACAGGUUCUUGAACAGAAAUUUGACUGUCAAAAAUUUUUUAAAUCAUCCUGCUGCUGAUUUUUUUUUUCUUUGGCUAAUACGUUUGCGGACCACUGGCGUGCCGCUCAUCUGGUAUUUUAUUCCCGUGUGUAUCUUGACAGAGGUCCGAGUCAAUGACACUGCUGAAAGCAGGCAAUGCUCUUUUUUGUGUCUAAACACAAGUUUUAAGACUGUCAAAUUGUAAAAUGCUUGGAAAUGAAAGAUAUCAAAAUAAAAGUAAUGUCCGAUGAUUUCGUGGAUUUUAAUUGAGAUUCUAAUUUCAUUGUUACAUAUUUAUACAAAUAAUUUUUAAAAAAUUACAUAGAGAAGAAGAUUUUUUUUUUAAAGUCAGAACAGAAAACAAGAAUGCGUUAUUAUUUAAUAUUUGCAUAUCAAUUUUAAUUUACUUUUCAGUCCAUUUACAACUUAAAACCUGUAUGUUUCUUUUGCAUAAAUUAACUAAUUAUAAGACAGUUUUGCUAGAGAUCAUACGAUUCUCUCCGUUUAUUAUUCUAUUAUAUGCCUAUGAUUUUCAGCAUCAAUUUGUUCCUUGCUAUGAGAUCAUUAUAACAGAUUAAAUGCUACUCUCUUCUCCACCAGGUAUGAACAUAUUUCUUGCCUUCUUCGUUCUCUUGUUACUCUUAGCUGAUUUCACUCCAAGGGCAGCCACCUCUAUACCAUUGAUUGGUAAUGUAGCAAUACCGUUGUGCUAGUAUAUAGAAUUUCAUGGAAACAUCUCUGUCAUGAUAAUACUGCUAUAUAAAAUUUAAAAAUUGCAUUAAUGAAUCCACGUUACUUUGAUGUAAGAUCACUGGUUUAAAGUAAAAUUUUAAAAAAGUAUUGCAUUUUUUUAUCAUACAAAAAUAAAGUUAAACGAAACUUCAAAUAAUCAUAAAGUCAUCAACACUUUAUUCCUCUCUCUCCACAGGGGCGUAUUUUUGCUUAAGUAUGAUCAUGAUAACCAUGUCUACAGUCCUCGCUUGCGUGGUGGCCAACAUGCAUUUCAGAGGAGUUCGGAUUAGCAGAGCUCCGAGGUGGCUUCGGUCGGUCAGUUGCUUGGAAAGAUAUUUAUUUAGAGCUGCAGUUAGAUGAACCCAGAGCUUAAUCCAAUCCACGUGUAACAGUUAGUCUAACAAAAGUGUGUGUGUGCGGGGGGGGGGGAGGGAGGGGGGCUUUUAAUAAUACAAAUUUAGUUGGAUUCUUACUUCAACACUUAUUUAAGCACAUGUACGUAAAUUUGGAAGUCAUAACCUUCGUUUUAUGUAUUGUGUGUUUAACACCAAUGCAGUCCUGCGUAUAAAAUGAUUACUGAAAUUCAUAUUUAUACAUUUCAAAAAUUAUUAACUAGAAUACGGUAUACAUGAUAUGACAGUGUGUGAACAUUCACAUAUAAUAAUGAAACAGUUUCCAAUACCAUUAGAAUUUAAGAACGUUUAAAAAAAACUAAGUUAAAACUAUUUAAUGAUCUACCAAAAAAAUUGCCCCCCUGGCACUACGUUAAAACUAUGUAAUUAUCUGCCAGUGCGUCAUUGACAUCGCAGCCAAAUUGUUCCAAGUCAACGAGGUUGUAGAGGAGAACAGGCUCCAACCGGUGACGCCGAGGAAGACGUGGUCCACGUACGUCACAGGAGAGAAGAGUCAGUCCGACCCGGAGACGCUGGUUGCCAGGAUUCACCUCCUUAAUUGUCAGACGGGAUCCAGGCAGGAGAUGCGAGACUACGGUGCAUUUCAGGUUGGCCGAAACAUGGCUUCAUUUGGACACGUUACAGUCAGUUAUACAUGGGUCAAGUGAUCACUGUAAUGAGGUUAAUGGAAAAAAACUGCUACAAACAACUAUACCCUGAGGUUGUUUCAAAGAUAUCUAGGAUCUAGGCUGAAGACCCAGGGAUUCAAUUCAUAAUAUAAAAUCAGGGAACAUGGGGGUUAAAAUUGGGGUCACUGGAUUUCAGAAACGUUGACUUAAGGGCGUUAAAAUAAUACAUCAUUUUAAGCCAUUAUUGACCACUGUCCACCCAAAACAAGGACGCUUAGAAUAUUUUGAGUUUUGCGACCACUCUUACAGAUUUUAAGUGGCAAAUGCAUUCAUCAGUACUACAACAAAACAUUUAAAUAAGCAUAAAUUACAUUUACUUAAUACAUAGAAUACAUGUUUGCUACCUAAAAAUAGAAAAGGAUAGGCUUGGACGCAAAACCCAGACAAAAAAAAAUGUAAUUUGAAAACAUAUUGUAUUGCUUGUCUUGUCAAAGGAUGUAACAAGUGACUACUGUGAGCCGUCCACUUCCACAGCCUUGCACCAGUCAUCAGCCUCGGCAUCCCCCAGCGACGAUGUGAUAGUUAUUGAUGAGGUUAGUGGUGGGUUCUGCUUAUGUGUGAGAAAUAUUCAGAUAGGUAGGAUUUUCUCUUGUAUGUCUUUUUAAAGACUCAUUGAUAUCGAACAAUUAUUUCCUACACUAGAUCCCAGCUAUCAUUAAGUACUUGCUGAAAUUAAGUAUCGUGUUAAAACUAAUAAGAGUAAUUGAUGGUCUUACUCAAGUGAUUGAGGGUUUUACUCAAGUAAUUGAUGGUCCUACUCAAGUAAUUGGUGGUCUUACUCAAGUAAUUGAGGGUUUUACUCAAGUAAUUGAUGGUCCUACUCAAGUAAUUGGUGGUCUUACUCAAGUAAUUGAGGGUCUUACUCAAAUAAUUGAUGGUCUUACUCAAAUAUUCAAUGAAUAUAAGUAGGGAACUUCAAGGCAACGCUUUGCGUGCCAUGCAAUGAUAUUAGUAAAUCUUUAUAAAGAAAUAUAUGAAAUCCUUGCAACGACGAGGGAUAGACAUAACAGUCAAUCGUUUUGAUUUAUUAUUAAGAAGACAUUCGUUCAAUUUUAUCACUUUAUAUAUAUUUGUAUAUAUAUAUAUACAUACAUAUAUAUAUAUAUAUAUAUAUAUAUAUAUAUAUAUAUAUAUAUAAAUACGAAUAAGCUUUCGUCAGCAUGUAACCAGUUUAAUGGCGCACAAUAUAACAUUCCACAUAAAUAUAUAUAUUUGUAUAUAUAUAUAUAUACAUACAUAUAUAUAUAUAUAUAUAUAUAUAUAUAUAUAUAUAUAUAUAUAUAAAUACGAAUAAGCUUUCGUCAGCAUGUAACCAGUUUAAUGGCGCACAAUAUAACAUUCCACAUAAUUGAACUAAAAGAGCGUGUACAGUUAUGUUCAAAGACGCGAAAACUAAAAUUCCUUCCCUACAGGAAUUUCUUUAAAAAAAAUGAUGGUAAUUUUUGUUCUUAUACACCGAAAACGAAACAAUUUAAUCCGAUAAAAGAUGUUUAUAUUUAUAUAUACGAACAUAAAUAAUUAGGCGCUGAGACUUCGUCGUAGCAUGCACAAAGUCGCUCUAUGUGCCUACGUUUUUCACCCAAGCUACAACGGGUCAUGUUUUCUAAUGACAAAGAAUCUAAUUGACCUAUUUCGUAUUUAUUAUUGUUCCAGGUGAGCGCCAUACGAGAGUUGAUGGAUGAAGAACUUACGUACAGAGAAAGUCAAGUUGAGAACAAGAAGACCAUUCGCGAAUGGCGCAUGAUCGCAUGCGUUAUGGACAGAAUAUUCUUUACGUUUUACAUCGUCAUCAACAUGAUAGGGGUCGGGGUCAUUCUUUUAAAAAGCUACUUUUCGUGAGAACCACUCGUUAUACGGACAAAUCGUUAUAUUAUCCAUCGCCAUAUCCUGAUACAGUCAAAUACGUUAUAUUAUUUGGUGUUAAAUUCUGAUAUAGACAAAUGCGUAAUAAUAUUCGGUGUUAAAUCCUGAUGCAGGUCCAUUCUUUCAGCAAUUCUGUGUUGACCCUGCCAUAGAAAAAUUUGCUUUGAUAUUCUGUGUCAACUCCGGAAUACACACUCUGAUAUGGGGGUGAUGUCUCCAGAUACGGUCAAAUUCGUUCUGCUGUUCGGUGUUGUUCGCUUCAUAAAAAAUUUCAUGACAUGCUGCUUUUAUUUUAUUUGCAACCUGCUUAUUGGGUGAAAGUCAUGACAUGCAACACUAGAUGACAUAUGACAUACAACACAGAAUGAAUUAUGACAUGCACCGCCGGAGGAAUCCUCCACUACAACGUCAGAUGAAUCAUGACAGAAAAUGAAUUAUGUUAUGUUAGAAGUUGUGAUGGACUUUUAAAAAUGUUUGCUUAAAAAUACAAUAACGUAAUCGCUAUUAUUUUCAAGUAUGCUCUAUUACGAGGACACGCUGCCUGCUCAAGCCGCUAUAUGCUUAUCAAUUCAUAUAAAAAAAACUCGGAUAAAGUUAAUGAUAAAAAACUAUUUAACGUUAAUAUUUUCAACUGGUUAAUUAUUUCUUUGAAAUGCCAAACACUUCUUGUCUCUAUUGUUUUGUGAAUCACUGAAAUCCAACCAUUUCAUAUCUUUAAAAAGUAACAUUGCGAAGAUAGUAUUUUAACUUGUAAAAUGCCAAAUACCAUUUUGUGAAUGUUUUAAGUAAUGCUCUAACAAAGUUGUACUAUUCAUUUGAUGUGAAUUGAAUCAUUAAAGGUGAUUUAAACU
Lymnaea stagnalis (great pond snail) is the source of this 21316-nucleotide messenger RNA. Lineage: Eukaryota; Metazoa; Mollusca; Gastropoda; Lymnaeidae. The record is from the annotation of a GenBank genome assembly.